CGCUGUGCGCAUGCGCGAGUUUGACAGUUAACUAGCGAAGCUGCCUUCAUGACUUCACUCCAGCCAGCUCCAACCUAGCGUUUUCUGCUUACAUUUUCGUUUUUAACCACCGUAACCACAUCGGUCCUCUAGCCUUUUCAUAUAGCCUUUGUAUUUUCGAUAGAUUGCCUUUGAGACCAGCAAGUAUGUCGUUUGUACGUAAAACUAUGUACAUUUGUGAGACUAGUUAGCUUGCAGGCUAGCUAAAGUUGAUAGCAUUGUGUAGUUCAAAUCAGAUUUUCUCAAACUGGCAUCGGCUUUUGGACACCGUCAGCCAUGGGGAUACUGUUUACGAAGCUGUGGAGGCUUUUUAAUCAUCAAGAACACAAAGUCAUUAUUGUGGGACUGGACAAUGCCGGCAAGACCACUAUCCUGUAUCAGUUUUCUAUGAAUGAGGUGGUGCACACGUCCCCGACCAUUGGCAGUAACGUGGAGGAGAUUGUGGUGAACAACACACAUUUCCUCAUGUGGGACAUUGGGGGGCAGGAGUCACUCCGGUCAUCCUGGAACACCUACUACACCAACACAGAGUUUGUAAUAGUGGUGGUAGACAGCACAGACAGAGAGCGCAUCUCAGUAACCAAAGAGGAGCUCUACAGAAUGCUUGCACAUGAAGACCUGAGGAAGGCAGGUUUGCUAAUCUUUGCAAACAAACAGGACGUUAAAGGCUGUAUGUCUGUGGCAGAAAUCUCACAGAGUCUGCAGCUCACAUCUGUCAAAGACCAUCAAUGGCACAUCCAGGCUUGCUGCGCCCUCACUGGAGAGGGGUUGUGCCAGGGUCUCGAGUGGAUGAUGUCCCGACUCCGUGUGAGAUGAUGAACUUUCACCUCUCAUCUUUGUCCUUUCGGGAGUGCGCCCUCUACUGGUUUUACCUCAGAACUGAGCUCGGAAUCGAAGACGAAGAUGAACACAGCGGUGGUGGCCAUGACAUCUCCUCUCUCCUCUUUCCCUGUGAAUCUGAGAUGGGCCUACACUAAUUUAUUUUAUGUUAUAAGACGGUCUGAACUGAACAAAUGACCAUAUAUGGAAGAGGACAUUGACCCUUCAAAAUAAGACUUGAAUUAUUUAAAUUUAAGCACGGUUUUCAGGUCAAAAUAAUGGCUUGGGACUAUAUUAAUGGACUUGUUCCUAAGCUGUGAGCGAGUCUAGCCCAUUUUGGUGGCCUUGCAGUCAGUAUUGUACCGGACUUUUUGGUGUGGUUUUUAUCACCCCAUUCCUUAUAUGUACAGUCCAGUAUUUUAUUUUAACAUGGUGCCUGCAAGAAACAAUGGUCAGAGAGGGAUUGAAAAUCAAAAAUUGAAAUCAUAGCAUAUUUUUUUGUUUUUCAAUCCCUAACAGUAAUCAGUGAAUAAAGUGUUUUUAUCUGUG
This is a messenger RNA of Periophthalmus magnuspinnatus, 1407 nucleotides long. It is a transcript of the gene arl5a, whose product is annotated as ADP-ribosylation factor-like 5A. The transcript has 6 exons. Gene Ontology annotation, biological process: intracellular protein transport; protein localization to Golgi membrane; vesicle-mediated transport. Gene Ontology annotation, molecular function: GTP binding; GTPase activity. Bases 316 to 855 code for a protein of 179 amino acids. Lineage: Eukaryota; Metazoa; Chordata; Actinopteri; Gobiiformes; Gobiidae. Gene Ontology annotation, cellular component: trans-Golgi network; cytoplasm. The record is from RefSeq and is a predicted model, not a curated record.